AUGUGUCUGGCCGAAGCAGGCCCGCCACCUGCACCCAUCGAGCAGAGUACUGCCCGGCGGGCCGGCAUAAGGGCAAGACAGCUUGCCAUCAUCGCGAUAACUUCGCUCAGCGCGGCUCUUCCCCCAGAGGACAGCCUUCGAAGCGAGAAUAAGUCGCUCAAGGAGCUGCAGUACCUGCAGCAUCAACUCCUGGAUACUCACCAGGCGCAGAUAAAGCUCCUGGAGUCCGAAAUCGCGAAGUGGAAAAUGCUGUACUCGUAUCAGGACACACUUGUGGCGCACAUGCAGAGCCAACUCGAGGAGUACGUGAACGAGAAGAGGUCAUUGCAGGACGAAAUUGAGAAGACGCGCAACCAGCCUGAGGUGCAGCUCCAGGAAGGUCUCCAGCGCAACCAAUGGGCCCUGGACUGCCUGGAAGGAAAGCUGACGGAAAUGCGGGCUGAGCUUGAAGACUGCCAGACGGAGGCCAGCUUCCAUGUCCGUGCGGCGCUGGCUUCACACGUCAAGUCCGGUUGGAAGGUUGCCUGCAUGCUUCCCCACGAGCUCACCUGCCCCGUUGAGACGGUAGUGUCCGUCGCUGACAAGGACGAAUACCUCUUCGUCGAGUGGCUGUUUAUGCGUUCGCUGGUGCGACACCGCCACGCACAUCUUCCGGACAAGUGGUGCAAAGUUCCCAACGUGAAGAUCCUCCAGGUUGAGAAAAUCAGGAGCAGGACCUUCCUCAAACGCUACAUGCUUCGGCGUGAUGAGGUCGAAGAAGAGCGGAGCGGCCGCACUUGCCCCAAGAUCCGGGACAUCAAGACUCGCAUUGACAAGAAAGUCAGCGAGCGACCUUUCGAAGAUGAGGUUUGCCCUUGCCCGGACUCGAACUUGAACGAGGUGCUGCUCUUCCAUGGCACCACCGAGGAGAAGCUCGCGGGUAUCCUCAGCUCCGGGUUCGAUCCUCGUCUUGCGGGCAUGGGAACCGGCGCCAUGUUUGGUCAAGGCACCUAUUUCGCGCACAACGCCUCGAAGUGCUUCCGAUAUGCCCGCCAGGGUCCUUUUCUCCACAGCGGGCAGUCCAGGAAGCUCAGGCAAACCGUUCUGGUGGCCAGGGCUCUCCUCGGCAACCCGUUCUACCAGAGUACGAUGUGCCCUGAGCAACGGCUGCCCCCUUUGGGGUUCGACUCAAGGAUUGCCUUGUCAAGGGCAGAAGGCGGAUGCGUAGAUCAUCGCGAGUACACCCUGUACGACAGGGGAUCCAUUUUGCCGCUCUACAUCGUAGAGUUUGAGCACCAGGAAGAUUGCGGAUGCUGCGUGUGUACUGCAUAG
Molecule: messenger RNA, 1311 nt
Organism: Symbiodinium natans
Lineage: Eukaryota; Dinophyceae; Suessiales; Symbiodiniaceae
Source: the annotation of a GenBank genome assembly